Messenger RNA from Cynoglossus semilaevis (tongue sole), 10336 nucleotides. It is a transcript of the gene zbtb16a, whose product is annotated as zinc finger and BTB domain containing 16a. The record is from RefSeq and is a predicted model, not a curated record. Gene Ontology annotation, biological process: regulation of transcription by RNA polymerase II. The coding region runs from base 732 to 2720 and encodes 662 amino acids. Lineage: Eukaryota; Metazoa; Chordata; Actinopteri; Pleuronectiformes; Cynoglossidae. The transcript is spliced from 7 exons. Gene Ontology annotation, molecular function: RNA polymerase II cis-regulatory region sequence-specific DNA binding; protein binding; DNA-binding transcription factor activity, RNA polymerase II-specific.
AGAGGAAGGGAGGUGAGGUGAGGAGAGGAGAGGAGCGCACGAUCUAAAAAAAAAGGGGGAAGGAAACAAGUGUUGGACCUGCAAGGUGUUGGAAGUUUGCGGGGUUUUUUUUUUCGUGCGUGUAAAUUUUACGCACGGUGUAAAUAAACGUUUUCUGCCAUCCUAACACUCACACUCUCACACACGCUCUCUCUCUCUCUUUCUCUCUCUGUGUGUGUCUUACACGCGCACCCCGGCGCUGGUUUGUUAGUAUUCUGUGGAGAAGAUCUGUUCCAGCCAGCUGAGGACGUGAGAGGUCUGGCUCUUUCACGCGGACGCGCGCCGUCUCGGUUUUAUUCCCCCGUAUUCUCACGCGUUUUCACGCGCAUUUCGCCUCAUUUCUGGACCCAAUCAGCUGCGCUCAACCGCCGUUUCUGCACGGCUGUCUCCACACACACCAGUGUGGCUCAUUUAGCCGUGAUGACAUCAUGAUGAGGACACUGCUCUCUGUAUGCUCGCCUUAAAAAAAAAAAAAAAUAAGAAAAAAAAAAAGAAAAAUCCGAACCAGCGGCACUUUCCCAGUCACUCAGACUGACAGGAACACCGGAUGCAGGAUUUGUCUCCAAAUUCCGAAAGGUCGGCUGCAGUCAGAACACUUAAAGGCCUAAUCUUGUUUACAAAUAAAGCUAAAAACACUGCGGAGCGGGGAAGGCGAGCCUCAUGAGUCGGCCUCGCAAAUUUGCAUCUACACAAUGGAUUUAACUAAAAUGGGCAUGAUCCAGCUCCAGAACCCCAACCACCCCACUGCCCUGCUGCAGAAGGCCAACCAGAUGCGUCUGGCCGGGACUUUGUGCGACGUGGUCAUCAUGGUAGACAGUCAGGAGUUCCACGCCCACCGGACUGUGCUAGCCUGCACCAGCAAAAUGUUCGAAAUCCUCUUCCACCGCAGCAGCCAGCAUUACACCCUGGACUUUCUUUCACCAAAGACUUUUCAGCAGAUCUUGGAGUAUGCUUACACUGCCACGCUACAGGCCAAGGUGGAGGACCUGGAUGAUCUUCUGUAUGCUGCGGAGAUCCUUGAAAUUGAGUACUUGGAAGAGCAAUGUCUGAAGAUCCUGGAAACCAUCCAGUCCUCUGAUGAGAACGAUGUCGAGGUCAAUGCAAAUGAUGGAAGCACAGAGGAGGACGAGGAGCGCAAAGGCCACAAUGGAGCCAAGAACUCUAAACACCAUUCCAGUCCAUAUCUGUCAGGUAACCACCAGGCCUCCACCAUGUCAGGCAUGGUGGACCAGAGUCCCUCCGUCUCCACCUCCUUCAAUGCCUCCACCCUCAGUCCCACCAAAGCUGCAGUGGACAGCCUGAUGAGCAUCGGCCAGUCUCUGCUCCAGCAAGGCUUUGGUGGCGAGCAGCUGAUCCAUGGCAACUCCCACCACCUGAUGACAGAGAUAAAGACUGAAAUGAUGCAGGUGGACAUGGGAGGCAACGGCACCGACAGCCCUCAGAACAUGGAGUCCAGUGUCUCCAGCAACGGAGAGCGCGGUGGGGAGGACAGGAACCGAGACGGACCGGGGACACCCACCAGGAGCAGCGUGAUCACCAGCGCACGUGAGCUGCACUACGUCCGCGACGACGCCAUGGGAGACCAUCAGGCCGAAGUCAGUCAGAUGGGACUGGAGGCGAUGGCUGGAAUGACGGAGAAGCACCUGGCCUCGCUCUAUGCCCUGCCUAUCAAUCACAAAUCGGACGCCAUCAUGUCCAUGCCGGCAUCCAUGGCCUCGGCUCUGCCCAUGUCCCCCGCCCUGGCCAUGUCUAUGGACUUCAGUGCCUAUGGCAGCCUCCUGCCACAGAGCUUCAUCCAGAGAGAGUUCUUCAACAAGCUCGGGGAGCUGGCGGUGGGCCUGAAGCCGGACGGCAGGCACCAGCACGAACGCUGCAACGUUUGUGGUGCAGAACUUCCAGAUAACGAAGCUGUGGAGCAGCACAGGAAGAUGCACAGUGAAAUGAAGACCUACGGCUGUGAGCUGUGCGGGAAGAGCUUCCUGGACAGCCUCCGUCUACGGAUGCAUUUGCUUUCUCACUCAGCUGGUGAGAAGGCCAUCGUUUGUGACCAGUGUGGCGCCCAGUUCCAGACAGAGGAAUCCCUAGAGGCUCACCGACAGAUCCAUACCGGGUCAGACAUGGCCAUCUUCUGCCUGCUCUGUGGAAAGCGUUUCCAGACCCAGACGGCUCUGCAGCAGCACAUGGAAGUCCACGCCGGCGUCCGCAGCUACAUCUGCAGCGAAUGCAACCGGACUUUCCCCAGCCAUACUGCACUCAAACGUCACCUUCGCUCACACACAGCGGGCGAUCACCCGUAUGAAUGCGAGUUCUGCGGGAGCUGCUUCCGAGACGAGAGCACGCUGAAGGGUCACAAACGCAUCCACACCGGGGAGAAACCCUAUGAAUGUAAUGGCUGCGGGAAGAAGUUCAGCCUCAAGCACCAGCUGGAAACCCAUUAUCGCGUGCACACAGGUGAGAAGCCAUUUGAGUGCAAGCUGUGCCACCAGCGAUCCAGGGACUACUCGGCCAUGAUCAAGCACCUGCGCACCCACAACGGCGCCUCGCCCUACCAAUGCACCAUCUGCCUGGAGUACUGCCCCAGCCUGUCAGCCAUGCAGAAGCACAUGAAAGGCCACAAGCCUGAAGACAUCCCUCCAGACUGGCGCAUAGAGAAGACGUACCUUUACCUCUGCUACGUCUGAGACCGGAAAAGUGGAGAGAAAAAAAGAUAACGUGAGAAAGAGUGAGAGAUUGCAACGAGAGGAGAGUAGAGGUAAGGAGGGAAUGUAUUUGAGCAGAGGAGGCAUGAAGCUGUAACGGGAGCGUUUACAGUUGAGUAACGUCAACGACGAGAGACUAGAAAGCAAAAAGAGUUUUGUUUUCACUUUUUCUUUUCAUGCAAAGGUGGCAGCAGCGCUGGCCUUACGGGGAGGGGGGUGAAGGGUGGGGGGUUAAAAGGGAAAGUGGACACAUUUGGGACAGAAGUGCUAAAGCGAGGAAGGCUGGGACACGGAGAGGGAGAGAAUCUCCGUCAUUGUUCGGAUUCACCGGGUCAUUCACUACAUCUGCAACUGUGUUAUUGUUUCAGGUCAUUUCAUGCAGCGCCGUAAAGCAAGCAAACAAGCUGCAAGGAAGUGACACUUUAAAAAAUGUGUGUCUGCGGUUGCUCACGGAGCACAGAUUCUCAAGGGCUAUCUGAACCUGCGCAUUAAUGCCACUAAGAAUCUUUACUAAAUUUGAUAGAAACUGAAGUUGCGAAACAAUGUUUUUGUUGUUGUACCAGAUUUUUUUUUUUAAUUUAGUUUAGCCUCAGUUUAGACCCAAUUUGUUGAUUGUGCUCUCCAAGUUUCUGAUUUUUUUCUGAACUGUGACUAAUUUUACUUGGAGAAGGAAUGAGUCACAUUUUCCAAAACUACCACAUCAAUCCAAAUGGACACUCCACAGUGAGUGUGAACCACUCCUAAUGUGAAAAUAUGCCAUUAAUUCUUCCCAAAUGGGAAAUAUGUCCAUUUUUAUAACCUGAACAUCGCCCCCUGUGCCUGAACAGAAAAACACAACGGCUCUUCCAAGAAAUCUGACAGUGAAAACUGUCCAUUCAUUCCUUCAGCUCCACAGAUCCCAGUGGUGGCAGUGAGAUAGCCCAUGAGAAUCGGCACCAGAGCCAUUAGGCCUAUGCAGUAGAUAGAAACAGCUGAAAUGGACAGGUGGGAGCAUUAAAAUCCUGCAAACCAAGCACCUGGGCAGGAGGAUGCUAGUGCUGCUUAAACCUGGAAAUCUCCUCCAGUGUUUCCCUCAGUAGUCUUCCUGGUUCUGAAUCUGCAUCACGUGACGGCAGGACGAGGAGUCGCCGAUGUGCCCAUCAAACGUUCUCCAGCAGGAGAGCCAAACUGCUACCCACCAGUCACUUCUUCAUCUCAUAUAUGUUUGUUAUAUUAGCUCUGCGUCAUAGUUUAUCACAGGCUUGGUUGCAUAGGUAAAACAAACGACGACAACGGUUUCUGUAUCAAAGCCUGCACGGUGUAUAUCCUUCGCAUUAAACCGUUACUCACUAACGUAAUACGACACCCAGUUACACCCAGAGCUACUCUCAUACUCAGCAAUAGAAAACUGGACUGCUUUUAUCCAUGUACAUUUGUAUCCAUAUCACUAUCAUUAUCUCACACUAAUGGCAAACUGACACACAGUAAACAACAGUAAACGGCCCCCAGUACAGCACAUCUGUCCGUUCAAACACCAAGUGAUGGAAAACACAAUGGAACGAGGCUGCUUUCCGUGGAGGUCCUGUGACUUUUGGUAGCAAACGUUGAGUAGGUGCAGGAAAAAACCCUGAGCUGCACACCUCAAGAUUUACUUUGACGAGACUGUUAUUGGCUACGAAACGUGAAUGUGAAUGACUGUAAGCCAGGUUCUUACAAGAGUUUGGGUUUUUUUUUUUUUUACGUAUCGUAAAAAAGAUUUUUACUGGGUCUUAUUCCAAGUCUGAGGCCUGCAAUUCCAACCAACGAGGUGCAGCUACUCUUGGAAUAGUUCUCCAGGUUUUCUCUUUGAAUGCUGUGCAACAAUUCAACAGUUCCUGUUUAGGAAUAAUUUCAUAAUGUUAAAAAUGUCGUCAACUUGAAAUCGGUCAUCGGCCCAGAUCACACAAUUGUUUUUGAAGGGUUAAGACGUACCCACAUAUUUUUUUUAUUAUUAUUAAUAUACCUUAUUUACGAAAUUGAAAACCUAUGGUUGGAAUUUUAGACUUUCAGACGUCCCUAAAACACAGCAUCAAACGUUUGCGGUACUCAAGGCCAACAGGUAUUAAGGAUGAACUGAAGAGGCUAAAAAAAGCAUCACUGCAUAUCUGAAUGUCUGAAUAGCCGCUGGAAAAAUGCUGGGGAAAGAAAUCACUGAUUGGUCGAGACACGGCCCGACAGCUUAAGUGGGCGACCAGUAAGACGACAGGAUAAAUCAACUCUUCUUCUGUGGUUUUGUCCCCGCGCUUUGUUUCUCUCGUCUCCAUUUUUCUUUUCUUUUUUUUUUUUUUUGUAUUUUUGUUUAUCUUGAGUUUAAUCUCAACACAUCGUACUUGAAUUACCUCGUUUUUGUGACCUCAUGUUGCUUGUGUGUUUUGUUCUGUUUUUUAAUUUUCCCUUUUGUUUUUCGUUCUUGCGGUUUGUUCCGUGGGUGUCGGGAAAGAUGCAUUGCACAACACGAUGAAGCAAUGUAUGCGCAGAAAAAUGUAAGUGCCACAGUGAAGAGAUUUGUGGAUUUCUUUGUGCAUUAGUUAUUACCAAACUUGGUAUUAUUGUUAUUAUUAACCCUGCUUGUUAAAGAGCCGGAAGGUUUGGUCAUUUGUUAUAAAAAAAAAGCUACCUCUAAGUUGUUUUUGUUCUCUUAUUUUGGCAAAAGCACAUGUUUUUGUGUUUGUGUUUUGCAUUAUUUCAUCAUUGCUACUUCAUCUCAUGCUAUGUUUGUUUGUUUUUUUAAGUUGAUUUAUGAUUGUCAUUUUUAAGCAAAUGUAUAUAAAAGGAUAAGAAAUAACAUAAGUAGAGGUUGAUAGGAUGUGAAAAUCAAGUGGUGUUUAUUCUUCUCUGAUAGUCUCCCCCUCUCCCUGCACCGCCACCCAUAACCACAGGGCUAAAUGUAGCCACUUAGCCCUGAGUGCCCCGAAUCUUAUAUGCACAAUGUGGGCCACAUCUCAGCCCAACUUAACCAUGUCAACCCUGUCUGGCCCAGUAUAGGUCUCUGAAAAAAGCUCCAAUAUAAUUCAAAUUAAUGGCCCAGAUUCUGGUCAACGCAGAAUGUGGGCCACACUUCAUUGCUGUAUUUCACAUGACAAAACUGGCCCACAUCUGAGAUCUGGUGGUCCAUUUCUAGUGACCCAGCUUCAGCGCUCAUGAACAAUUUCACUUAGGCCAGAUAAGCCGCGUUUCAACAAAUUGUUACCUACAUGUGGUCAAACUUGUGGCCCACAUUCCAAAUUGUGGGCCAGCUGCAAGUUGCUGACCAUCGAUAAUUCAUUGCUCUAUAGAGGCAAAGAGAAACAGUUUGUGUGGACGUCAUUGUUAGCACUAAUGGACCAGGAUCGUCCUUCCAGUUAGUCUGAGAUAUGACAUGCGUUCUGUACAUGAAAUCUAAAACAUCGCUCUCAGUGGGGGAAGUGGACAACUCUGCAAUGUGGGAUGUAGGCCAAGUGUUAAAGGCCCACUACUGGGCCAGACCAGAUUUCUGAGUGGGUAUUAAAAAAAAUGGAGAAAACUAAAAGAUAGCAAUUUUGAGCCUUAAGUGAUGAGUCAGCGGAGUGCAGCAGACAAGAGGAAGUACUUUUUUUUUUCUUUUUAAGGUGGGUUUUGAAAGUGAGAAUUUAAACUUGAAAAUAUGUUAAUAGAAUUGUAGUUUUGUAAUGUGAAAAAAGACGGUUCGUCAAAGUGGCAGAACCUCCCGUGCAGGACAGGUCAUAUUUGCAGAGAUGCAGAGUGCGUUGGACAAUUGGAACUGCAAGCGGUAAUCAAAAAAAUAAACAAAAAAAAUAAUUAAAAAAAAAAAAAUAAACCACCAAGGUUGAAAAUAGAGAUUGUCCGGUGUGACAAGCUCUCUCAAGAAAUGAGUGUAUUCCUGAACAAGAGCCAACAGAGGCAAAUUUGAUAUAUAAAAAUUGUGAUAUUUUUGUAUUCAGUGUCAGUCCUUUUUCCAUUUGUGGAGGGUUAAAGCAGGGCACAAAUAUUUGUAUUUCUUUUUUUUUAUUAUUACCAGUUAUUUUCUCUCUGGGUGUGAAUCAUUUUUGCCUUGCUCCUCUUUGAUAUUGUUGGACAAAAAACGUGUGUGAACAUAUUGUAAAAAUAACUGUUGCUUUCUGGAUGUCAAUUGCGUUGUAGGUGAAGGACUAAAUCUGCCACAAAUUUUACAAAUGUGUGUGUGCGUGUGUGUGUGUGUAGGUGACAAAGUUCAAACAAAAAAAAGGAAAAAAAAAAAGAUAAUGAUAAAAUAUGGCAAAGCAGAGAGACGCUGCCGCCACCGACCAAUUAGUACUUGUCAUUCACGACUUUUUCAAUCAAACUUGACUGUCGACAUGUUAUUUGUUUUUGUACUUGAAAAAAAAAAAAAGAAGAGAUGGCAUGUCCCGUGGUGUCUUGCCAUUUUAUUCUCAAACACUGUGAGCCGAGGGGGCUUUUUAUUUACCACCCUCCUAAGAUAUCCACCCACUUCAAUAGUCAGAUUCAGUCUCAACCAAAGACAGUGUAUGGAAAUGUGGACGUGGUUGAUGUUUUUGAUCUGCAUCAAUGGGAAAAAGUUGCAACUUUUUCACCAGCUAAUGCUAACAUUAGUGAACAGUUUUACGGCGAGUUAAUAUUUGUUCGUCACUUACUUGAGGGUCAACUUGGCAGAUUUAUAAAUCAUUGUCCUGUUUAGAGGAAAAUGAAUGACAAAGCACAACAUUUAUGAGUAUUGUGGCAAAAACAACCACACAGAAGUUUCAAAUACAUAGAGCAGAACAAUUGUUGGAUUGAUCCCUUGUUGCUAAUAUGCUACCAGCAAACAUGUCCACCAGAAAUGGCCCAACCAUCCUUUUCGUAAUCAUUGCCUAUCCGUCUAUGUUUUUUUGUUCUUUAUUAUUUAAUUUCCUCUAAAUCAGAAUGUUAUUUUUCAAUCAUGAAAAUUCUAAUGUAAAACUAAUGGGACUUCAACAGAUUUCUGUUUAGGUGCAGUUGCUCCGUGACAUCAACUUGUACAGCAACACUUUGUGACCACAAUUUGCAAAUCGAUGGCUACGUCCACAUUCUUAUACACAGUCUAUGGUCUGAACGAACACAAUACAAUGCAAGAACCUGUUAAGUCACAUUAUUCCCAUCAUCGUCCUCUGAAUGUUUUCUACUUUUUCGUGUGGGUGAAAGAGUGUGUUCUAAAAGAGUGUGUUUUCCUGUGCGUGCGUGUGUGUGAGUGUAUUAGUGGAAAAAUGCACUAAUCAGAUCAGAUACAAAAUAAGAGGUUAUUCUAUGCCACUUUUUUCUCUAUGUUGGAAAAAUAUAUAUAGAUAUAUACAUUGGCAUCGAUAUAGUUCUUCCCUCAGUGUUCCUCGGAUGUUUCUGUACUAUCUUUGUGCCUAAAAAUGGAAAUUGUUCAACAAAAAUAACCCAUCUAUAUCUGCUUAGUUUCUGUAUUUUCAGGAGAAAAAAUAAAAAAUGGUGUCUCCAGCUCACUAGGGAUGUCAUGACGCCUGCAUCUUAACUGGAACUUGUUUUCUGUAGCCAAAUUUGGGUGGCAACUAAUAGCAUUUAUUGAGCGACAUAACACAAGGCAGAUGAGAUUUAAAAAAAUAAAUUUAAAAAAAAGAUGAAGGGCAGAUGUGAAAAGACAUCGUGUGUUUUCAACAUGUCAUGUUUCCUCUGUAUAGUACCAGGACCUUGAGAAUUUAAUUUUGGUUCAUGUGAUGGUGGCCUGUGUUUCCAUCACAGGUAAACCAGAGGAUUGUUUGUGUGUAGACACUGUAUAUCCUGUGUAUUUGGUUGUAAACACUGGAGUAUUUUCAUGGUCAUAGAAAACUACAAACCAGUGCAAAUAGCAAAUCUAAAAACCAUCCACCUAAGUAUUCAACAGCAGUUAUUUACAGGUGUUUGUUGUAGCCAACAGUUGGCAUCCAAGUACCAAACAUUAGGCCCACAUUUGUACCACAACCGAACCUGGGACGGAAUUUUUGCAGCCCCAUGCUAGUAAACUUAUGUGGCCAAACACAGGUCCCAGAGGUACACCAGAUUUACCUCAACAUUAGUGACAAAUAAGAUGAACAUGUGGUCUUUUUUUUGACAGAUUUUUCAAGAUGUCCUUUUAGUGAAAAAUGUACACAUGUACCUGGACAACCUCUCAUUGUAUGAGUCAAAAAGUAGGACAUUUGUUUUGUUUGAAUCAGUUGUCUGAAAUGUAUCUGAUUUUUUUUCGAUUCUAUUUUUCCAAGUUUCCAAACAGUUUGUUAGCAUUACCUCAAUAGAUCCCCGCCCCCCCAAAAAUAUUAAUUUUUAAUUGUAAAAAUCUGGUAAAAACAGGCAUGAUUUUCCCUUUGAAGUUCUUGUGGGACUUUACAAAUGAAUAAUUGUGCCUUUAAGCUUUCGGUUUAGGGUUUGGAUUACUGUGGAGAAACUGUACAUAGUUCCUGUCCCUAGUUCCUGGUACUUGGUUCCUGCAGAGGAAACACAUUCUUUGUCACAUUUAUUUUUUUCCUUCAAAGCAACAGGUUUGCUAAAGAAAACUUAAAAUUUGCUCUUAAAAUUUUUUAGCCUCCAUUAAGGAAGUUUCGUUUGUACUUUAUUUUCUUCUACAUAAUGCCUUUAAAAACAUAAAAGGAACCGGGAUGAUAGUGGAAAUUUAUUCGGAGGGUAAUCAUGGCAUCCCUGGAGCUGGCACUCUGUGUUUCGGUGUGGUGUUUGUUUCUAGAACAAAAAAAAUAAAAAAAUAAACAAAAAAAAUAAACAAAAAACAAAACGUAGCCAUUUUUCAUGCAGUGUUGCGAUGCAUGUGCCAUCCAAGGUCUAGACUUAAAAACUGUUUUUUUCAGUAACAAAAGCACCAAGACAUUGUAUUUUUUUAUAUAUAUAUUAGCACUGAGGACCAAUUGCCCUGUCGGACCAAGCUAUAACCAAGCUUUUUAUUGUAACAAAGCUUUUUGUUCUUCUUUUUCUUUCUUCCUCUUUGUCUUUUUCCUUGGCUUCGUCUGUGCUUCUUCUUCUUCUUCUUCUUCUUCUUCUUCUUCUUCUUCUACAUUUGUCGUGACAGCACAAGUGCCAGUCGAGUUGCUCUGUAUUAAGAAAAUAGUGUUUUUAUUAUGAUCAUGAUGAUUUUUUUUUAUUUGAAUUGUUAUAGUUUUGUCUACCUCAGCACCUAAUCUUAGCCUAAUCUUAGAAGGUGCCCAAUUAUUAUUGUUUUAUUUUCAAUCUCCUAUUGUUGUCGAAUUGUUUUAUUUUGAAAAAACAAAAUUUGCAUUAGAGCUUUGCAAAGGUCCUUUGUCUUUUCCAGCGACGUGCUAUGUUUUUGUUUUUCCUUUUUUUGUUUUUUCCGUGGCAGUGCGUUUCCUGUUGAGCUGUGCCACCAAUCUAUAGCCACCGUCUGUUGAUAUAGAGGUUGUUGUUUAUUUUUUAUUUUUAUUCUUUCUUUUUCCCCAUGUAGAAUCAGACACAUCUCUUUGUAACAUUUCAGUGUUCUCUGAUGGAGUGUGAAAAAAAAUAAAGAAUAAAAAGGAAAAAUAAAAGAUGCUGACGCUGCAGGUUCUCUAUCUCGUCCAUGUUGUCACUACAGAGUCGAUGUUGUGCCUUUGAUAUAGUGGAAAAAUAAAACGAUAUACCGACUA